AGUAGUAGUAGUAGUAGUAGUAGUCGUCAUGGUGCGGUGGCCGUACGCGUACGCUCUGCGUUCGUCGACUCGCGUUCGUUCCGUCGUCCGCAGACGGUCCGCUUCCCUGCCUCGUCCGUCGCCCGCAACUUGUUGAUGACCGUCGAAGUCGCAGCCGCCGCGGGUUUUCCGCUCGUUUCCUCUCCUCGUUGCCGUCGGCUAUACCAAUGAUAAUAGUAAUAUGUUAUUUCUCGACCGUUGUUCUCUAUUCGUUUAUCCUCGCGGUGUCGUGUCACCGUUCCCGAUACAAUGCCUCGAUUUUACCGGAUUUCUUCCGGUAUUGUUUAGGAGACUUAAUUAGCAUUCGUAACGACGAUGGUGAUGAUGUGAGAAUAGCUUUCAACCAUCAAUGGACUAAAGGAAAUUAAUUGUACGAACGUGAACCUGUGAAAUAUAAUCUUCCGAUCAUGUUACCAAUCCGUUUACCUAAUACAAUCUUGGCAAGUCGUCGCCAGCAACCACCUACACCUAGCCCAACAGAACCUAAAGUACAAGUUCGGCCAUUAACGAAAGAUUCGCUGGAAACUAGACAACAUGUUUCAACAUCUGUUGGGUAUGGUUACCAAACUCGAAAUAAAGUGAGCGUGUUAGAUGGAUCUGUGUUGCCCAGUAAAUUUGAGCCGUUUCCUAGUGAGUUGUAUGGCAUGCCACUUGAGGAAAUUGACAAUUUUAUAUUUGAUGAGACCUUUUGCGUGGUAUCCAAAAGAUUUCGGAAGAAUUAUAUACACCGUUUCACAGCCACCCAGUCUUUCUUUAUGUUUUCCCCUUGGAACUCGUUUCGGCAACUGUGCAUAUACAUUUCUACUAAUCAAAUAUUCGACUAUGUGGUUAUGACCACUAUAUUGCUCAAUUGUGUCUUCCUAGCCAAAACAGAUUCAGUUGAAGAAGCUGAAUACAUAUUCUUGGCCAUAUAUACGGCCGAAAUGGUUAUCAAAACCAUAUCAAAGGGAUUUAUACUAAAUAAGUAUACAUACUUACGGAAUCCAUGGAACUGGCUGGAUUUCAUCGUCAUCACGUCGGGCUAUGCAACCAUCGGCAUGGACGUCGGGAAUCUAGCCGGGCUACGUACUUUUCGCGUACUCAGAGCUCUGAAAACCGUAUCCAUAAUGCCAGGUCUCAAGACGAUCAUCAACGCUUUGUUGCACUCCUUUCGUCAAUUAGCUGAAGUCAUGACACUGACCAUAUUUUGUCUAAUGGUAUUUGCUCUGUUUGCGCUUCAAGUGUACAUGGGUGAAUUGCGGAAUAAAUGUGUCAUGAUUAACGAAGACAAUGUGAAUUGGCUAAUAUGGAUAAAUAAAGAGCAAAACUGGCUGUCGGACAACGAAGGAAACCCAAUGCUAUGCGGCAACGUGACUGGGGCGAGACAUUGCCCAGUUGGUUACGUGUGCCUUGGCGUUGGCCCUAACCCCAAUCACGGUUACACGAAUUUCGACAAUUUCCUGUGGUCUAUGUUGACUACGUUCCAGCUAAUUACACUAGACUAUUGGGAAAACGUCUACAACAUUGUGUUGGCAACGUGUGGCCCGAUGAGUGUCAUAUUUUUCACGGUGGUGGUGUUCUUCGGUUCGUUCUACCUGAUCAAUCUGAUGUUGGCUGUCGUCGCCCUGAGCUACGAAGAAGAAGCGGAAAUCACGCAAGAGGAGAGGCGAAAAGACUUGACGGACUACCGGGACGAAUCGACAUUCAGUUUCGACCCGAGCCGCAUCCCGGUCAAGCAACUGCAGGACAGACAGAACCGGGAAAAGAAGAAAGUAGACGGCCGGAAAGGUGUGCUACUGUCUUCGGUUACGCGCAAACGGAAAAAAUCACGAAGACGUCGGACACCGUCUCAGCAACGGUCUCAGCAACCGGAGCAACAGCAACAGCAAAACCCCACGAACGACCAAGAUGGCACCAUUGACGGAGUGACGGAUGCCGCGGAACCGGAAGUGGAUAUAGUGGCGACGACGGCAACGGUGGCAUCAGAAGCUGACCCGUCGGCGGUGACAGUUGCGUUGGACGACUGUGAAGAUGAUGAAGACUCAGGCAGUCGUUCAUCAACGCCCCGUCGAAAACCGUCGAGGUCGCCCGAUCCACCGGCACAACCGGUCACGCCACCACCACAACCGGAACCACCACCUGUCACUUCUGCCACCACCAAACCCAACGUGGCUGCCGACAGUCUGCGACCGUGCGCUCUUGUAGCUCCGCAAGGACGAGAACGGUGGUUACUGGGUAGUAGACAGGGCAGUGCGAAUACCAGUGAAGGCAACAACAGGGAUUCAUCACUGGACGACUCAGGUGUAGUAGAUGAUCAUGAUGACGGGGAAGCGACGUCGCAAUCACAAUCCCAUCACACUUCACCACAGCCGCAGCAAUGCGGAUACCAUCAGUUACCUCAGAAUUCCACCAACGAUAAUGGUUUAGCUGUAUCAAAAAGCAUUAAAGUGAUCAAAUGCAAUGGGCUGAAAACAAAACCAUUUGGCCGCAACGGCGAGGCCGAGUACGUGUCUCAGGUGGUUGUUAUUGAUGAUCAAAGUUGUACGAAUUGCAACAGAAAUUGCAUUGACUACCAGACAUGGUUGAGAGUUCAAAACUGUUUGCAUAAAGUAGUUAGAGAUCCAUUAUUUGAGUUGUUUAUUAUGGCAUGUAUAAUAUGCAAUACAAUAGUGCUGGCUAUUGAACAUCACGGAAUGUCACAAAAUGUACGUAACAUUUUGGACGUUGGAAACAAGGUUUUCACAACUAUUUUUACUGUGGAAUGUCUAUUCAAGUUAAUUGCUCUAAGUAAUGAAUUCUUCAAUUGUGGUUGGAAUAUAUUUGACAUGAUCAUUGUAACAGCUAGCUUAUUAGAUUUAUCAUUUGAAAUGAUCGAUGGUUUAUCAGUACUUCGCUGUUUAAGAUUGCUUCGAGUUUUAAAAUUGGCUCAAUCGUGGACAACCAUGAAAGUACUAUUGAGCAUCAUCAUAUCAACAAUCGGAGCUCUCGGUAACCUUACGUUUGUUCUAAUCAUCAUUAUAUAUAUAUUUGCCGUCAUCGGCAUGCAACUAUUCUCAAAAGAAUAUAUGCCAGAAAAAUUUGAUCCAGAUCCUGUGCCGAGAUGGAAUUUUUCAGAUUUUUUUCACUCGUUCAUGAUGAUUUUUCGAAUUCUUUGUGGUGAAUGGAUUGAACCAUUGUGGGAUUGUAUGAAAGCCGAAGAAAAAGAGGGUUUCGGUAUAUGCUUCGCAAUAUUUUUGCCGGCGCUAGUGAUGGGUAACUUCAUGGUUCUCAACUUGUUUUUGGCGUUGUUACUCAAUAGUUUCAAUUCCGAAGAAUUAAAAUCAAAAAAAGAGCAAGGUCAACAAGAAGUAGACGAAGAAAUGGCUCAUUACAGAGAAAGAUGGGCCCAUCAUGUUAGAGUAAUCAGUAACGUUUGCCAAAAGUGUAGAAUUCAAAAUUCGUCAAGAAGGUCCUCAAUUUCUUUGUCAAAUAUCCCAAAAGAUACAAUUGUAUCUCUCGUAGAUUAUGAGGAAGUUGGCGAUGGCUCCAAACUGGAACGAAGUUUUCAACGGAUUCGUUCAAUUAUCAGGAAACGUAAGCGUCGACAAUCGCGAACAGAGACAACUAGUUGUGAUACUUCUGUAAAUUUUAAACUGGAAAAUACAGUUAAGCAACUAAUGCGAAUAAAAAAUGAAAAGAAGAAAUUAAAAACAGAAAUGGUUAAUAUGUCGGAUGAUGAAAUAUGCGAGCGACAAGAGAAUUGUGAAUAUGACAUAGAAAUUACCAACGAUCGUAUAGAAACUGAUCAGAACGAUGGGACGUCAUUAGUACUAAAUGCCGGAUACUUAGAUCAACAAGAAAAGACUGAUCGCCGAAUUCAGCGUGCCAUGACGGAAGAUUCUACUGACACAGUUUUGGUUACAGGAUAUAACCAAGGGCCAUUUACAACUCAACAAACGCCAGUAUUUAGUUGCCAGGAAUCAACAUCUGAUGAUUUAUUGUACCAUCAAAUCAUGCAAGAUGCCAUGUGUUAUGCACCUACUUUAACAAGAGACUUAGAAUUACCAAUGUUAGAUGAAACAUUUGAGUUAUCCGAACAUUAUACUAGUCCACCACCAGCAGGAAUACACCGAAGAUCAUACAUAUUGGCUACCAGACAAGACAGCAGUAAAGACGAAAUUGACGAUCAAGAUGAAACAUGUUUCUUGAAACAGAAAAAUAAGGAUAUAGUUAUUGAUGAAAAGUCCAAAAAGAAACCUUGGAUAACACUUGUAUCUUAUGUGGACGAAUUAACCGUGGGCGGAAGAAGAGACUCCCAAGGAAAUUUCGUUGAUGCAGCUCCUACUUUUCCAGGUUUUGGCAGAAAUAAACAAUCAAAAGCUCCACUAGAAUGUUUUCCUUUUAAUUGCUAUCAAAGGAUUGGGAUAAAAAAAGAAUGGGUUGAUACUUGUUUUGGCGACCGAUGGAUGACUUUUCGACAGAAAACUCUCGUGAUAGUAGAUACUCCGAUAUUUGAAUGGUUUAUACUAGUGUUGAUUUUUGCGUCGAGUGUAACAUUAUGCUUCGAAGAUAUUUACCUAGAUGAAAAUCAAACGCUCAAAACUGCAUUAUAUUGGACUAAUUUUACGUUUUGCGUUAUAUUCACAAUUGAACUUAUGCUAAAAUGGAUAGCAUUGGGAGUUUAUAAAUACUUUAAAAGUUUUUGGACGGCGUUAGACUUUAUUAUUGCAAUGAUGUCAAUUUUUAGUUUACUAAUUGAUGAAAAUGAGAAUUUAAAAGUUCUACGGUCUUUAAGAACUCUCCGAGCUUUGCGACCACUCAGAGCUAUAUCGAGAUGGCAAGGGAUGCGGAUAGUUGUGAAUGCUCUGAUGUAUGCAAUUCCAUCAAUUUUUAACGUUCUGCUGGUUUGUCUUGUGUUUUGGUUGAUAUUCUCAAUCAUGGGUGUACAGUUUUUUGGUGGAAAAUUUUUUAAGUGUGUUGACGACAACGGAGACCGUGUAUCCGUAAACAUUGUCAAUAAUCGCAGUGACUGCAUGCUCCAUAACUAUACUUGGUUAAACUCGAAAAUAUCAUUUGAUAACGUGGGCAUAGCUUAUUUGGCUUUGUUUCAAGUUGCUACAUUUGAAGGAUGGAUGGAAGUAAUGGCAGAUGCUGUAGAUGCUCGUGGUGUAGACUUACAACCUGAAUAUGAGGCAAACUUGUAUGCUUACAUAUAUUUUGUGAUAUUUAUUGUGUGUGGAGCAUUUUUUACUCUAAACCUUUUCAUCGGUGUUAUAAUUGAUAACUUUAACAUGCUUAAAAAAAAGUACGAAGGCGGAGUAUUAGAAAUGUUCUUGACUGAAAGUCAAAAGCAUUAUUAUACAGCCAUGAAAAAACUAGGCCGGAAAAAGCCACAAAAAGUAAUUAAGCGCCCAGUCAAUCAAUUUAUGGCAAUAUUUUACGACUUAUCAAAUUCCCGAAGGUUUGAAAUAGCAAUUUUCGUAUUGAUUUUUUUAAACAUGUUGACAAUGGGUAUUGAACAUUACAAUCAACCUGUUCCGGUGUUUUUCAUAUUAGAAGUCUGCAACGCAUUUUUUACUACUGUCUUUGGACUAGAGGCUUUAGUGAAAAUUAUUGGUCUUCGAUUUCAUUAUUUUACUGUUCCUUGGAAUGUUUUUGAUUUUUUACUCGUCUUAGCAUCCGUUCUUGGUAUACUUAUGGAAGAUAUUAUGAUCGAUUUUCCAGUAUCACCGACACUUUUGAGAGUAGUUCGCGUGUUCAGGAUUGGUAGAAUAUUACGAUUGAUUAAGGCCGCCAAAGGUAUACGUAAACUGUUAUUCGCCUUAAUCGUGUCUUUACCAGCACUUUUCAAUAUUGGUGCACUACUCGGUUUGAUUACUUUUAUAUACGCCAUUAUCGGUAUGUCUGUUUUCGGGCAUGUCAAAAAACAAAAAGCCAUUAAUGACAUGGUAAACUUUGAGACUUUUGGUAGGAGCAUGCAACUGUUGUUCCGGCUGAUGACAUCGGCCGGGUGGAAUGACGUACUUGAAUCCCUUAUGGUACAACCACCGGAUUGUGAACUAGAAUCUCCAGGACUUCCAAAUGGCAAUUGCGGACACCCUAUUCUCGCGAUUACGUACUUUACGAGUUUUAUCAUAAUAAGCUACAUGAUCGUUAUAAAUAUGUACAUAGCUAUUAUAUUAGAGAACUUUAACCAAGCUCAUCAGGAAGAAGAAAUCGGCAUUGUAGAAGACGAUCUCGAAAUGUUUUACAUCAGAUGGUCUAAAUAUGAUCCACAUGCAACGCAGUUCAUAGCGUUCAAUCAAAUAUCUGAUUUCAUUGCAAGCUUGGACCCGCCAUUAGGCAUACCUAAACCGAAUAUCGUGGCUUUAGUCAGCUUCAAUUUGCCAAUUGCGAGAGGCAACAAGAUUCAUUGUCUAGACAUACUCCAUGCACUCGUCAAACACGUGCUUGGUCACGUCGACGAAACGGACGAAUUCAGAAAAUUACGAGAUCAAAUGGAUGUGAAGUUUAAAAAACAAUUCCCGACACGUAAGGAACUGGAAAUCGUGUCAUCUACGCGUCUAUGGAAACGUCAAGAUAAAGCCGCGAGACUAAUACAAAGAAGUUACCGAAACUUCCGAAGGCGGAAAAAAGACAUAACAGAUUUGUGUUCGGAUACGCAGUCUUCAAGCCCCGGAGGUUGGCAAUCACGUCUUUCGUCAUUCUUACAUGUUAAAGGCAUGUCAAUCAGUGGUAUUGGAGGAGGUAUCGGAAGUAGUUCUAGAGCUUCGUCCAGAAAAUCUUCUAGAGCCUCCGACACGUCUGACAUAUCUGAACUAGGAGCGUCUCUCUGGCUUAACCUGCCAUUGUUUUUAUUGUCUAACGCUCAGUUAGAUACAACGGGUAAAAACGAAGAACAAUCGCCCAAGAAAAAAUCACACGUCGAGGGAGGUGGCGGCGGACCGGUGCACAUCACGAUCAGCGAACCGUCGCCCGAGGCCAAACCAAACGCGGUGCUGCCUUUGUCGCUGGACGGGGUCGGCGACUUGGCAACCGGAAGCGGCACGGCGGACCGGAAGCAACAGCAACACCAGCUACCCCAACAGCAGCAGCAACAGGCAGCACCCAACGUGAGUAUCACCAUAACUGACGCGUCGCCGGUAAGCCCGAAACCGUUGCCGGUGGCGAACGUGCAACAGCAGCAGCAGCAGCAGACCGGUGGCGGCGGCGGCCCGACGGCGGCACACAGCAAACGGUUGGCGUUCCGGCGGGCGAGCGAAGCGAAAAUCGUACAGCACAAGGCGCUAGUGCACAGGACGUCCGAAGGGCCACACAGCUGAUGGGAAUUAUGAUAACACGUAUAAUAUAUUAUAAUAAUGUCGUUAAUAAUAUUUAUACACACCUAACCCACCAGAUAUACCUACCGCCGGAGUCAUCGUUAUCGUUGUCGUCGUUGCAGUAGUAGUUGUUGUUGUUCGUUGUUGUUGUUGUUUUUGUUUUUGUUGUUAUUGUUAUUUUUUACUAUUAUUUAUUAUUAUUAUUAUUAUUAUUAUUAUUAUUAUUACUAUUAUUAUCGUUUUCGUCCGUAUACGGCGACUACGGUUAUGUUUUAUGUACAAGCUGCGUGUACAGUCCAUCACCCCGUCGCACCCACCAACCGAAAGCUCUGCCGCCGCAAAGAUCACCCGUGUAGCACUGCCAGACGAUGUAAUACACGACACAGACCGACGACGUUGACCGUAUCAUAUACCCAUAGUAUCUAUCCGAUCGUAUGACAAGGGGCAUCAUCGCGUUUAUAUAAUACAGAUCCUUAAAACCACCCACACGGAUGAUUCGACCCGUUUAUAUAUCGUCAGGAGUAGGUAAAUAUUGCGUACCCGAAAAAAAAGGUCACAGUCACCCGUUUAUUUUUGAAACGUACGUAAAUUUCGUUCCGGGACAUUAAAAAAAAAAGACAUUCAAAGUGAUACGUAUAAUAGUAGUUUGAAAACUCGGGGACAAAAAGUAGAAAAAUUAUGGGAAAAGAUACAUAAAUUAGAAUUUAUAGGAAACAAUGAAAGAAUUGCCAACUAAAAAAAUAAUUCUUUUAUUCAGUCUGAGCGGAAAUUAUCAUACAUUUGUUCAAACUUUUACCAGUUGGUCAUGAUAUAACUACAUUUUAAUAAUACAUUUUUUUAUUCAUAUUAUCAACAUAAACAUAGCGUAACCAACAUGUAUACAAUUAUAUUUCCAGUCCUAAGUCUGAAAAAACGGAAGGAAACAAUUAAUUUUUCAAAUAUAUUUCUAGACGUGAUUUACGAAUGAAUAAAAAAAAAUUUCGCCGCAAUUUACAGCGACUCGUAUCGUCACUCUAGAGUCUCGAGUCAAAACUACUCGUCACAGUUGUUGUAUUUAACGGUAGAUCAUAAUCGAUUUGUUUGCAAUCGAUAGUUUGUCUGGGAUGAGUUAAAUACAAUUUGACCAAAACGUGUUGAAGAUGUGGCUUCUGACGGAAUAUUAGGUACCUAUAUACUCAUCGUGAUUCGGUACACUCUUUGUAUAAGUCGCUUUUAACAUUUCACAAAAUUAUGGCCGAAAAAAGAACGCAGCCGCGAUCGUUCGUCUCAACGGUGACCGAAUUGUGCGUGCCUAGUGCUCGCAACUAAAAAACAUACAUUACGAUGUAACAAUAUAUUAUAGCAUUGCGAGUUAUGCGUAAUAUAUUAUGCCGAACGCGUGUCGUAGGUAAUUCGUCGUCCCCGCGGUUUUCUCAUUUUCCGGUCGAUAAAUCCCGUCUCCGGCGUAUACGCCGUUUUGCGAAUUUUUACUUCUCCGUUUCCCAUUAUACCGUCGCGGGGCGGUGGCGGUAACAGCCUCACUACCAGCCCUAUAUCCACUGUUUUUCACCAGUGCCGGUGCAAUAGAUGACGACUGAGGGCGAGCAGACACCGAACAAACCGUGAUCACGCAAAUUUCCACAUGAAUUAGUCGUAUUGUCCGUCAUAUUUUGUUUUCUCUUCUUUUUAUACUCAUUUAUAGCUGUAUUAUUAUAUUAGGAGGUAUAUAUACAUGUAUAAAAUGGAUCAGACCUCGACAGACAAUUAUAUACGGCCGCGCGUAGGUAUACUUUAUAAUGUACAUGUCUAUACAUAUAUUAUGUUGCGCAGCGACUGCAGAACUCGUAACAAUGUGGUUCGCGAAAACUUUAAAUUCCCCCUCCCCUAUACCACCUCGACUCGCACCUCCCGCAGCGGUUUUCCAUUAUGAUUUUCGAAUAUUCACGACGCUCGUCCGCAAAACAACUUCGCAAUAAUUACUAUUACAUACACUCGACUAAACCGCAUUGUUCGGUAUAGACAAUAAUAAUAAACAACAUGUACGCUAUAUACUUACGCUUAAUGUUUAUAGAAAGAAAGAAAAAAAAAGACAAAUAAAAA
This is a messenger RNA of Rhopalosiphum padi (bird cherry-oat aphid), 9395 nucleotides long. RefSeq names its product sodium channel protein 60E-like. Gene Ontology annotation, cellular component: voltage-gated sodium channel complex; plasma membrane. The transcript is spliced from 35 exons. The record is from RefSeq and is a predicted model, not a curated record. Gene Ontology annotation, biological process: neuronal action potential; sodium ion transmembrane transport; membrane depolarization during action potential. NCBI's taxonomy places the organism in Eukaryota, Metazoa, Arthropoda, Insecta, Hemiptera, Aphididae. The coding region runs from base 447 to 7319 and encodes 2290 amino acids. Gene Ontology annotation, molecular function: voltage-gated sodium channel activity.